CGUGCAUUUAAGUGUCCGAGCCCGCGGGCGCGUGCCAGGCUGGCAGCUGCUGGUCGCUACAGGACCAGAAACAGGUCGUCUCACUUACUGUGCUGCCUGCUGAAUACGGUGUCCCAGCUGAAUAAAGAUAGUGCGAGCAAACUACAAACUGCGAGCCCCAGAGGUCUGAGUGGAGCCCUACUCUCUUCACGCUCUCCACACUGGUCUGCAGCCAAGUUCACCCACUAACAUUACUGUUAAGUUUGGCGAUGAUACCACCAGCCUAGAGGUAUGAGGAGCAACAUCUGAAUGAGUGUUUUCAGGACAACAACCUAAUAACACUAAGAAAGAAGAGACUUGUGGUUUUCAGGAGAAUAAAUUGCACAACCUCCUCUCACCGCCUACAUCAGCGGAGAAGAGGUGGAAGUAGUAAUCUUAUUAAGGGCCCAGCUACCUGUUUGGCCCGCUGCCUUCUGGAAGAAGGUACAGAACAAUCUACACACUCACAAACAGACUCAGGAACAGCUUCUUUCCGAAAGCUGUGGAAAUUACUUCUGCCACUAUACAUUACACUGCUUGGACUCAGACAGAGCUUUUUGCAUAUCGUGUACAUCUAUGUCAUGCAGCAGAAAUGAACACUGUCUACAUGAGCACUGUUUUGAAUUUUGAUAAGUGCCAAGAUGUUUUAGUUUUCUAUUUAUUUUCUUAUUAAAUUUUUUUAACAUGUUCUUGUAUUUCAGGGUUGCCAAACGGGUUUUGUUAUACUAUCUACAAUGACAACUUGUCUUAUCUUAGAUAGAUAGCUAGCUUUGACUGAUAGAUAGAUAGAUAGAUGAGUGGAGGAAUACACCAGCAGGAGCAGUUUGCUUACUCAGCAGCACCUGGUCUGUUGCUUUAAAGGAGGCUCUGGCAGGCGGGUGAAACCCUGGAAGUGAACCUUUCUCAGAAUAUUAGCCAUAGCUCAGAGUCUUGCUUGGCGUCUAGCUCAGGAACAGGGUAACUGGCUUGUUUUAAUGACGGGAUUGCACCUGUGAACAGAACUCUUCCUUUUAGCAUCUCAUGGAUCUAACCAUGACUUCUUAGCUUCUGAUGGCAGGAACCACUAGAGGUAGAGUGCUUGGUCAAUUCAUCCCUUUUUGCAUAUUUUUUUAGUUUCUUAAUUCUGCAAUUAUUCUUCAUGCCCAUCUGAGCUCUGGUUUACAGGGAGCAUCCAAUCCAUCCUUAACACUUUGCACAGCUGUUGUGUGUUACAGUCUUCUUCUUUUGGUGCAUUUGUCUUUUUGUUUCUUACUAACUUUAUUUUGAAGAGGCCAGAACUGCAUAUUUCUAUUCAGGAAGUUCUUGUAAAUGCAUUUAAUGUAUGGUGAGGUGUCAGUGUUAGGCAGUGUGUGAGCAUGUGCAGUUGAUCCACAUGCCAGAUUUCAGAUGUUGUGUUGUCACAGUGAAGUCACACCCAGAGUUGUAUAAAAGUCAGAAGUACGAGCAGACUCAAAGCCAGCAGAAAUGAUUAUUACAGAGACACAAUGCCUGUCGUCAUGGCAACAGGACUGUUUGAUACACAACAGUGAACUCCCACAGCUGAGUGUCACCUGAAGUCACUGGGUCACGUCUCAGACCCUCAUAUCCCUCCACGGUGAACGGCUGGUGGUGGGUUUCCUGCACACUGAGCUCAUCCCACCUGGGACUCAUUACCAGGACUCUACACAAAGAGUCAGAGGGACUCUGACUCUUUGUGCUGCAGAGGGAAAGUCAGCUGACAUCAUCAGCCAGAGGUUUGCCCUGCAAAGGCAGUACCAGGAGGAGGUUUGUUGAGCAGCAGUCUGGUUCCAGAUGACUGAAUCUCUGAUCACAUCUCUAUCUGUUCUGGUGACUUAGACAGCUCCGGUGGUGGGAAGCAACAGAGCUUAAAAUAACCAUACAGUAACAGUUUUUGUUAUGCUACACAAGAGGGAGCUGUUGUCAGUUAAAAUGCAAAUGUAUGCAUAGUGUCUUAUUAAAAUACAUCAAGGUAAAAAGAGAGAAAAUAUUCAGUGAGUGCUAAUGUGUAGCAUUUUAAAUUUAAAACUUCACUUUGUAGUUUAUGCCUCAUCAGGGCCGGGUGUGAUGAAAUGAUUGUGACUCGUUAUUACUGAUCCAUGUGAAGAGGGGAAACUGUGCAGACGGUGCAGUUUCUUGACAGAAAUGUCAGGACAGCUUUUUAUCUGAAGCUCCCCGCCUCACUGUCCCACUGUAGUUCACCGGUAAGACAGAAAACAGGAUUUGCACAAAAAGCUGAAUCUUACAGUUACAGUCCUUCAGUUCUUGGUUAUAUCAAACCUCACCCUUCAUACUAUGGUCUUUCUGCAUUCUGUAACUAAGCAGAUUUCAUAGUCAGUGGUGUGUCCAUCUUUCAGGUUCCUUUACACACAGGAAAUCCACGACAAACUGUUGGUAAUUUAAUCUAGAUGAUAAGAUGAGCAUUAUGCUUGAACAGAGCUAGUGCUGAACUCCAGUUCAACGAACUGCAUCUAUGUCUCCCUCACUUGCAAUGCAAGCACAAACCACGAGGACAGAGGAACCUAGGAAACAUAUUUUAACUAACGUGAAACGUCCUUUCCUCUGAUCCUUCGUGUGUCACACAGACAUUUUCCCAGGGUUAAAACAACACCGGGGACUGUGGUGGUGGUGGGGUGGUUUCACGUGAGACAGUGAAACAGGAAAUCUAGCUGGAGGAACACAUUUACUGAAACGCAGGCCAGUGGUUUGUAACAGUCACAGACAGGAUAGUUAUAACGGCAGCAGCUGACCUUGAGGUAAAGAGCACAAGUAUAGUGUUCGCGUACAAAGUGAGCCACCAGGACCGCGAGCCUGCAUGUACCUGACUGGCCAAGGUAGUGAUCCAGGUAGAAGGAUUGUGUGGAUCCAGGUAGAAGGAUUGUGUGAAUCCAGCCUUCAACAGGACGCUGCUCUCAUCCAGCAGCCUGAUGUUCACCGCUGGAAUGUACGCCAUGACAAGCUGCUGCGAGCGUCAAAGCAGCCAGAGCCAAGCGGGGACAGUGACUGAUGAGGUGGAGACACGAUGACAGGGGAGUCACAGCUCCACCUGGCUUCAGUGACUCCUCCCAUGAACAGGUCACACAAACUCCCAAAGCCUCUUCUAUUUUAAACCGGCUACAUGCACAAACGUCUGCAAGCUUUCUGGAACGGGCGCCCCGCUCUCCACAGUGCCGCCCUCCCUCCGCCUCAGCCCGGCGUCCUCUCCUCCACACGGCGCUCACGGCAGCGUCCUGACAGCCGCCCAGCAGCCGCGCCUCUUCCGCUGUUCAAACGCACCGCUCCGCCGGCUUCCAACUCAUCUGGUCGCUACCACAUUUGCUCUUUUAACAACCACGGACCGCUCAGGGGAUUUUUGUUCGCUUUCUAAGUGCAUGAAUGGAGUCGUCGAGAGAUCCGGGCAGGAGCGGCUCUGAGCCUGAAACCCCGCUGACGGAGACGCCGGCGAGCUUGGAGACUGUCCGGGGCGGAGAGCGCCUGACGCCGGCCAAGAGACACAGCAGCUCCGGCUCCAGCACCAGCAGAGGUUUGACAGCAGCUGUGAAGAGGACGCACACAUCUCAGAUUGAAAUCAUUCCCUGUAAGAUCUGUGGAGAUAAAUCAUCUGGGAUCCACUACGGGGUGAUCACCUGUGAGGGCUGUAAGGGUUUCUUCAGGCGGAGCCAGCAGAGUAACGCCGCCUACUCAUGUCCCCGCCAGAAAAACUGCCUGAUCGACCGAACGAGCCGAAACCGCUGCCAGCACUGUCGUCUGCAGAAAUGUCUGGCUGUGGGCAUGUCCCGUGACGCUGUGAAGUUUGGACGCAUGUCCAAGAAGCAGCGGGACAGUUUGUACGCUGAGGUUCAGAAGCACUGCCUCCAGCAGCAGCAGGGUCCCUUCCUCCCGUCCCAGCCCAGCCCGGGCGAGGCCGAGCCACUGUCGCCCCACUGUGGCCUGUCAACCACAGACCUCACAAAGCUCCCUGAUGAGCAGGGAGCCUACGUGGAGCAGAACUCCCCUGAGGGAGGAUCUGUGUCAUCCAAGGCGGAUUCUGGAGAAGGUGAUGGUGGUGGGUUCUAUGUGAAGAACCAGGCGUCUCCAGACCAAUCCGGCCUCGAUAUUAAUGAUAUCAAACCAGAGCCACUGUGUGACUACGGUUCCAGUAAUGGCUUCUUCCCAUACUGCUCCUUCAGCAACGGAGACACAUCUCCGACUGCAUCCAUGGCUGAACUCGAUCACCUGGCCCAGGUCAUCUCCAAGUCUCACCUGGAGACGUGUCAGUACCUGAGGCUGGAGCCUCAGCAGAGGAGCUGGCAGAGCUUCCUGCGGGACAAGGGGGAGAGCUACCAGAGCAAGCCGCGGGAGGUGAUGUGGCAGCUCUGUGCUAUAAAGAUCACUGAGGCCAUCCAGUACGUGGUCGAGUUCGCCAAACGCAUCGACGGCUUCAUGGACCUCUGCCAGAACGACCAGAUCGUGCUGCUGAAAGCUGGCUCUCUGGAGGUCGUCUUCGUCCGAAUGUGUCGGGUGUUUGACUCACUGCACAACACCGUCUACUUUGAUGGGAACUUCGCAGGUCCUGACGUCUUCAAAGCCUUAGGCUGUGAUGACUUGAUCACAUCGGUCUUUGACUUUGCUAAGAGCAUGUGUUCGCUGCGCCUGACAGAGGACGAGUUUGCUCUGUUCUCAGCGUUCAUUCUGCUCUCUGCAGACCGCUUGUGGUUGCAGGAGAAGCUACGGGUGGAGAAGCUGCAGCAGAAGACACAGCUGAUUCUGCAACACGUCCUGCGGAAGAACCACAGAGAGGAUGGGAUGCUGAACAAGCUUAGAUGUAAGGUGUCAGUGUUGCGGUCACUUUGCCAUCGACACACAGAGAAACUGUCAGCAUUCAGAGCCGUCUACCCCGACGUCGUUCAGACACACUUCCCUCCCUUGUACAAGGAGCUGUUUGCUGCCGACCUCGAACUGACUCUGCAGACUGACAACUAAUAGGCGCCACACACUCCACCGAGCUGCAAAGCUCAGAGGGGGCAGAGCCCGGCUUGUGCAGCGGCACAGGACGGGACAACAACUCAUCAAGCCAAAGGCAAACAGCGACACGGCUGCAGCGCCUCUCCUGGACAGCUGGGGUAUGCACAAACCCAGAAACGUAAACUCUUCUUCUCGUCAGUCAGUGUUUCUUCAGCUUCUCCUUGCCGGGCUCUGGGUUUGGAUGCAGCGAGGUGCCGGGUGAUUUUUCUCCACCUGCAUUAACACAUAUCUUGUGUCCAGGCUCUCGGUUCUGCUCUGAAAUUAAAAGGCACUUUUGAUUGUUUACACAAAAACUUGGUUUGUUUUUGCUUCAUUAGAUUAUCAAGAUCUUCACUUACUGCACUUCUGAACGCCCAGUCACACCAAAACAUGGCACCUCCAAAGGUUUACCUGGAGGCUUGGUGACACUGAUGACUAGCAGCUGGUGAGCUGCUCUGGCUAGUGAAGCAACAGGCCUAGAGGGCACAGGCCCUAGAGACUUAUGACGACCACAAGGAGACUCGGAAAACCACAGAACAACUAUAAACUGUUUGGUUCUCUUGCCCCAGUGUCAGGGGCUAUAACAUGUUAGUGCCCAGGUCCCUGCUGUUUCGUAAUCCAUGCAUGUAACUGGUAACAUAUAAACUGGUCCAUCCCAGCCAGAGCAGCUCGCCAAGCUAGCUGGUUGACUAAUCAAACCAAAUGAACCAAGCUUUGGUGGAGCAGUUCCACUGUCAUAAACCAGGAAGGUGCAGCUAAUGCGAUAACUCCAUUCUGAACUUGACCAGCAGUGAAAACACGAUUCAUGUUGGUGUGACCAAACCACCUCUCCACCGUGGUUUUGUACCUCUCUGAACAACUUGGUUUUCUUGAGUUUUAAUUAAAUUUAAGGACACAUCAGAGACAGAAUCUGUUCUGUAUCAUCUCUUGCCUGCUCUUCAGUGGAACUACACUAUUUACACAAAGUGAAAUAUUCAAAGUCAAGGUUUGUUUUUACAUCUGCACCAUUUGUCAAACAGUAACACAUUUGAUUUGGAUAAGGUCUCGGCUCAAAUUCAAAAUAAAAUUUUGGGUUUUGAAUAAUUUUUUUAAAGUUUUGAGCUUGAAUUUUCUGCAGCAUCAACAGCUGACUCUCUUUUUGGGCAGGUUUACUUUUACACCACUGGCAGGAGCCAACGGCUGUAAAAACUCUUUCAUCAGAUUUGAAAACAUGUUUGCUGGGUCAAAUGUUACUGAC
Molecule: messenger RNA, 6235 nt
Organism: Monopterus albus (swamp eel)
Lineage: Eukaryota; Metazoa; Chordata; Actinopteri; Synbranchiformes; Synbranchidae
Product: nuclear receptor ROR-alpha-like
Exons: 14
Coding region: 3391-4977 (528 amino acids)
Biological process (GO): regulation of transcription by RNA polymerase II
Cellular component (GO): nucleus
Molecular function (GO): nuclear receptor activity; zinc ion binding; RNA polymerase II cis-regulatory region sequence-specific DNA binding
Source: RefSeq, a predicted model, not a curated record